UUAAUUGGGCAGGUGAGCAGGUUGAGGAACACGAGAAGGAGGCGGCUGGCUGCGGGAACAUUUGAUCCGCAGACAGGUUGGAAACUCAAGCGUCCUUCGGCGCACCCAGCGGGCGUAUUUAAGAGUGAGCCAGCUGUCAGCGGGCACCACAAAGCCUUAUCUCUCUCUCUGCUGCUGCUGCUGCUGCUGCUGCUUUGGACCUGGACGGAGAGGAAACCGAGCCAACAGCGGACCAGCAUGUCGCUCACCUCCAUUCUUUCAGCUGAGGCCAUUGAAAAUGCUGUCAAGGACUGUCAAGCGCCGGAGUCCUUCUGCCACAAAAAGUUCUUCCAGCUGUGUGGCUUGUCCUCAAAGACGCCCCAGGAAAUCAAAGAUGUCUUCCAGAUCCUCGAUGAGGACAACAGCGGCUUCAUCGAAGAGUCUGAGCUCAAGUUCUUCCUGCAGCGGUUUGUCCCCGGAGCGCGGACACUGAGCCCGGCAGAAACCAAGAGCUUCAUCUCAGCAGCUGAUGAUGACAGUGAUGGCAGAAUUGGAGUAGAGGAGUUCCAGACUAUGGUCCUGUCCUGAGUUUCACAACGAAGUCCGCUCCUCACCUCUGGAGUCUUCUGAUCCCAGCUUCCAUUCCCAGUGAUUUAUUUUGUUUUCUACUAAAUUCUGUGUGCGCUCAGUGUUUUUAAAUGACCUUUUGUCCAUUUAAAGACAACAGACUUUUUCAUGUGUCUUUCCACUGUGUUGGUCAAUGUUUCUUUUCUGUGCACACCUCACUC
Molecule: messenger RNA, 767 nt
Organism: Centropristis striata (black sea bass)
Lineage: Eukaryota; Metazoa; Chordata; Actinopteri; Perciformes; Serranidae
Gene: pvalb9
Product: parvalbumin 9
Exons: 5
Coding region: 238-567 (109 amino acids)
Cellular component (GO): cytoplasm; nucleus
Molecular function (GO): calcium ion binding
Source: RefSeq, a predicted model, not a curated record